AUGGAGAGGACUGAAGAAACCGAAGAAAUCGCCGAACCUUCUACUGGAUCCAUAAGAUCUCGGCUCAGUCACAGAAGCGAUCCUUUCCUUGUUGUUUGCAGGUGUUUCGGCUUCGUUACUUCUCUCAUCGCUAUUCUCUGCGUCGUCGUCAAUGUCCUCGCCGCCAUUCGCUCCUUCCGAGACAGCCACGAUGUUCUUGAAUUCUGGGCCGGUAGAGGAAUGCUUCAGAUUUUUGCUGCUGUGAUGACAAGAGCUUUCCCUGACUAUACUGCUCAAAGGAAGGAUCUCUUGCUUCUACAGAAUAUCGCAAGCUACAUGCUCCUUUCUUGUGGUGUUAUCUAUGUCAUAUGUGGAGUUCUAUGCAUCGGCUUUCUGAAGCGUGCUCGACAGCAGAAGGAAGUUUCAAGAGAACAAGCCGUCAAGGAUCUCCAGGCAAGAGAUAGAACGACGCAGGGAAGAGUUGGAACAAUUGCUCUUGGAGCAUCGGAGUAG
Messenger RNA from Arabis nemorensis, 492 nucleotides. The record is from the annotation of a GenBank genome assembly. NCBI's taxonomy places the organism in Eukaryota, Viridiplantae, Streptophyta, Magnoliopsida, Brassicales, Brassicaceae.